GUUCGUGUCCGGACAACUUUUUAUUUUCUCUCAAUAAUUUUUUGUCGGAGAGAGUGCUGAAGUACGGUUCACCGUUCAGUUCGGCACAUUUUAUUUGCCUCUAAAGUCAAUAGCUGAUGAACUGUCAUUUGGGUGAAAUUUGACGUAGUGAAAAAGUAAAAUAAAUAAAAAGCUGCCAAAUUUGAAUUACAAUAUGGAAAGGCAUCAACAAAUCCAAUUAUUUUGCGUGGAAGUUCAAAAAUUUUGCCUAUUAAUUAGAUUAAACCGCUUGAAGCAGAAAAGCAAAAGGUCAAGAAGCUGUGCUGUGCGUAAAUUACUUUUGGACCGAGGCAAAGAUGGUUUUUAUUUUUCGCGCAUACCAAAGAUGCGUUUGAAUGACGUUCAAUCGUUUAUAAAUUUUCACCGCAUGGAUCCGACGACCUUCGAUGAGCUCCUUCACAUUUUGGGACCCAACUUGAAGAAUCAACCCAAUAGAUUUAAUGAAGAAAUAUCACCAGGAGAAAGAUUGGCUCUUACUUUAAGGUAAACGCUUUAAGGAAAUGAUGUUUUUUGGAAGAAAUCUCCGUCACUCAUUGCUAAAUUCGAUUGGGAGACAAAACAAUUUCAGUUCGUUUAACCUCCAGUGGUGAUGCGUUCCAAAAUAGAUAAUAUACACAUUAUGUACUUCAUUGACCUGCCCUUUUGGAAUAGCCAGCCACAAUGAAGCCCGAAAUAAAUUUUAAAUGUGCAUUCUAUAGUAAACCGGCUGCCUUUAUAGAUAUUUAGCGAGUGGAGAUAGCAUGAAAUCAGUUGGGUUUUAUGGAUUUCUAAUUGGCGCUUCGACCACAUCUAAUAUUGUAAGGGAAACCUGUCAACAGAUAUGGGAAAAAUUACAAUAUGUUUUCCCUACCCCUUCUGAAGACAUGUGGAAAAGUACUUCAGACGAGUUCUUUUUGGAAUGGGACUUUCCCAAUUGCUUAGGUGCAAUAGACGGGAAACAUGUCGUAAUACAGGCGUUUCCGAACCACAAUUCGCUUACUUACAACUACAAACAUACGCACAGUUUGGUUUUAAUGGCAGUGGCCGAUGCGCACUAUAAAUUUAUAAUGGUAGACAUAGGUGCUUUAGGGCAUAAUAGUGACGGUGGAGUGUUUAAAAAUUCAAAAUUUGGCAACAGUAUUUUGCAUCACCCGCAAAAUAUGAAAAUUCCUGGAGAAAAAGUACUUCCUAACACAAAUGAAAUUGCUCCUUUUGUUUUUCUCGCAGAUGAGGCAUUUCCUUUACGAAAGAAUAUAAUGCGUCCAUAUCCUGGCCGAAAUGUUACGAACUUGCCUCAAAAAGAAUUAAUAUUCAACAAACGCCUGUCCAAAGCGCGAAGGGUUGUUGAAAACGCAUUCGGAAUUUUAUCCAGCCGUUUUCGGAUAUACCGCAAACCAAUUAUUGCAAGCAAGGAAACUGCAAUAAAUAUUGUGAAGGCUACAGUGUGCUUGCAUAAUUGGCUUCGAGACAAAAGCGCCUCCAAUUAUUUAAACGCGGAUGAAGUUGAAGAGGACAGCGAAUUAGACAUUACCCGAAUUGGUUUACAACCAAUAUUAUCUUCUCGAAGUAAUCAUGCCUCACAAGAU
Molecule: messenger RNA, 1604 nt
Organism: Rhagoletis pomonella (apple maggot)
Lineage: Eukaryota; Metazoa; Arthropoda; Insecta; Diptera; Tephritidae
Product: protein ALP1-like
Source: RefSeq, a predicted model, not a curated record